AAACAAACUCAGUCUGAUUCCUAAAACGCUUUUACGUCCACACGACCACACCAAUCUCACUCUCUAAUUUUCUCUCUCACGUGUUUUUUUCUUUUCUUUUCUCUCCAUUUUCUUUUCUCCCCAUUUUCUUCUUCUCUUUCCAUGGAGGAUGAUGAAGCUUUUCCCUUAAUCCACCACUGCGAUUCACCCUUCUUCCCUUCUUCCAAAUCCUUCAACGAUGUCACCACCUUGCACCAACCACCGCCCCCACGACCUCGCAAACCAGAGAUUCAAUCCUCCACUUCUGAACCAUUUCCUCCUCCGAAGUUGAAGAAGAAGCUCAGCCGCUGCAAAACCGCACCUGCUCUAUUCGUCAUGCGAGACCUCAAACCCAAACCACCUGAACUUCCCAAACCCCAAACCAGUUCCAUAAUCAGACAAGGAAUCUGGUUGCUCAUUCUUUACCUCUCUGUUGGAGUUGCCAUAUACUCCUUCAACAGAGACCGUUUUUCUGGGAUUGAAACUCACCCUGUUGUUGAUGCCCUUUACUUUUGCAUAGUCACCAUGUGCACUAUAGGUUAUGGGGAUAUAGCUCCAUUGACCCCAGUCACAAAGGUCUUUGCCUGCGUUUUUGUGUUGGUAGGGUUUGGAUUCAUAGACAUACUCCUUAGUGGGCUUGUCAAUUUUGUCCUUGAUUUGCAGGAACAUGUCAUCCUCACUGGGCUUCAGAUGGGUGGGAGGGCGGGUUUCUCUGCGAGGGAUUACAUUGUUGAUGUGGCCAAAGGGAGGAUGAGGAUCAGGUUGAAGGUUGGUUUGGCACUUGGUGUGGUGGUUUUGUGUAUUGGGAUUGGGUGUUUGGUGCUGUAUUUUGUGGAGGGUUUGGAUUGGGUUGAUUCUAUUUAUUUGUCUGUCAUGUCUGUUACUACGGUUGGGUAUGGGGAUAGAGCCUUCAAGACGCUUCCGGGGCGGUUGUUCGCCGCGGUUUGGCUCCUGUUUUCUACAUUGAUGGUGGCAAGGGCUUUCCUCUAUUUGGCUGAGGCUAGAAUCGAUAAGAGGCACCGGAGAAUGGCGAAGAAUGUGCUGCAGAGAGAUAUCACUGUUGAGGAUUUGAUUGCUGCUGAUAUCAACCACACUGGUUUUAUCAGUAAGUCAGAGUAUGUAAUAUUCAAGCUCAAAGAGAUGGGUAAAAUACAGGAAAAAGAUGUGAUGCAAAUUUGUGAUCAAUUCGGGAAGCAUGACCCCUCUAACCGUGGGAAGAUAACAUUACCUCAUCUCUUAGGACCUGUUUGAUUUCAUGUUGAUCACAGCGCAAUCGGGUCUCUCUUUCAUGUUCGGCAUUUUGGGAUGUGCGAUCUCUCUUUCUGAGGCAAGUGAACCUGGGUUCCGGGAGGAAUCCAAACACACUUAGGAUGAGGAAUGCAAACUGGGGAAGAUUAUCCUUCAUGCAAAAAAUUCUACAACUGUACAUGACAAGUGUUCUACCUUAGAGGUCUCAGUUAUUUGAAUCAUUGGGAUAUAGAUUUUGUAUAGAUAUAUGUAGAUUUGCGGAGAUUGUUAGUAGAAACUAGAAAGAGAACCCAUCAAUCCUAGAGCUUUUUGUGUUCACAACAAUGGAUUAGCCGGUUCUAAAAAGAAAAAAUAUUUGAUUCAAUGAUAAAAAUUAUCUGAUUGAAUUCUUAUUA
This is a messenger RNA of Lotus japonicus, 1661 nucleotides long. Its product is annotated as two-pore potassium channel 5. Gene Ontology annotation, cellular component: plant-type vacuole membrane. Lineage: Eukaryota; Viridiplantae; Streptophyta; Magnoliopsida; Fabales; Fabaceae. The transcript is spliced from 2 exons. Bases 142 to 1269 code for a protein of 375 amino acids. Gene Ontology annotation, molecular function: potassium ion leak channel activity. Gene Ontology annotation, biological process: stabilization of membrane potential; potassium ion transmembrane transport. The record is from RefSeq and is a predicted model, not a curated record.